Messenger RNA from Trichophyton benhamiae CBS 112371, 3081 nucleotides. RefSeq lists its product as uncharacterized. The record is from RefSeq and is a predicted model, not a curated record. NCBI's taxonomy places the organism in Eukaryota, Fungi, Ascomycota, Eurotiomycetes, Onygenales, Arthrodermataceae. The transcript is spliced from 2 exons. Gene Ontology annotation, cellular component: GID complex. Bases 1 to 3081 code for a protein of 1026 amino acids. Gene Ontology annotation, molecular function: protein binding. Gene Ontology annotation, biological process: proteasome-mediated ubiquitin-dependent protein catabolic process.
AUGACGAAAGUCGUUAGCCCGCACCUCCUCGACGAUGUUCGCAGCGCGGACUCAACCGCUGGCCGGAUUGCCGCCCUCCGCGCGCUCAAGAAUGAUAUCAUCGGCCAUAACCAGAAGAAGCAGGCCUGGACAGAGCUAGGUGUCCUGCCGCUCCUGUCAGAUGUCCUGUUCAGCCGGCGUGGCGUGGCCAGGAAGGCCGAUUUUCAUAGUCAUGGCCCGAAACAGCACACCACAGAGGAGGAUGAGAUGUGCUUCCAGGCCAUUACCAUUAUCGGCAGCCUCGCCCUUGGUGGACCGGCGUAUACCGCCCCUAUUUUGGCUGGGGAGACCAUUCCCUCGUUGCUCUCCGUACUAUCAUCGCCCUCAUGUCCUCGAUCCCUCGCCCUCGCUGUCCUUCGAACCCUCAACACAAUUGCGGAUCAGCUUGCCUUGGUAUAUCAAAAUGUGGAUAACCAGACACAGCCCAUGGGUGCCCUCCUCUUCACCCGCAAGUACAUCUCUACUUUCCGUGGCAUCUUACAGCAACCAGGCAACUCUCCCGGUGCCCAACCUUGCAUAGAGCUUGUAGCAGACCUCAUCUCGAAGACAUGCUCCGGAGAGCAGCAGAAGAGCCUUCUAGCUGAGUGCGGCAUUUUGGAUGUCCUGGGUUUAAGGCUGGCAGCUUUCGUCGUUGCGGGGGGGUUUGUUCUUCCCGGAGCAGAGAAUUCCUGUACCAACUCCGGCGCAUUGGGUCACAUACCAGAUCCUGCUCCAGCCGAUGCCAAACUAACUCCCAUCCUCCGUGCUAUUGCCGUCAUCAUCGAACAGUCCGCGGCUCGCGCAGAACAUCUCUUGACAUGUCCCGCUUUGGUCACCGUGUUUCCCCGCUCAUUCUAUGACCUCUAUCUCGGUGAGGCUAAAAAGGGCCCAUGGAGAUCUCCCUAUCCAUCCGGUUAUGGCUUUACCAAACGCAACGUUUUGAAUCCCAUUGAUUCCCUUCUCCCGUCAGUGCAGCCGAUGCAAAACAAUGGCUCACCCAAUUUUCCCCCAUUGGGCUCGCAACCUCAGUAUGACAAGCGAGGACAGUUCUUUGGCCCUCAGCCGCCUUGUACCGAUAGUCCUGCUCCAGAAGAGCCAGAGAGCGUGUUGGUAUCGUGGUUGCUUUAUGUUGCCCGAGCAGACCGUGGUUAUGUCCGUCUUAUGGCGGCUCGAAUACUUGCUACCCUAUUCCGCCAUCAUCUCCUGAAGAAAAGCCGCGUCCCCAUGCUCGGAUUUCUCCUGGUUCCUCUCCUAGUUAGAAUGCUCGACAGUGCUCACCAUGCUGAAGACUCUUCCACUUUCGAUAGUUACACCCUGCGUGUUAAAGAGGAAGCUCCCGCUGUGCUAGCCUCCUUGGUCAUGGAUAGCCGAGAGCUGCAAAAAUUCGCCGUCGAUAGCGGUGCUAUCAAGAAACUCACCCAAAUGCUGAAAGAGUCGUUUGCGCCAACUUCAGAAGCCGGUACCCCUAUGUGGAGUACAACAAAGAGACCUGCCACAGUCCUAGUUCAGUCAACAGACUCAGACACGUCUUUGGGACCCCCAGGAUUCACCCGCCAGGCCCUCUCCAAGAUAAAAUACCGAGAAGCCAUUCUCAAAGCCCUGGCUGCACUCUCCCUAGUUAAUGACGAUUACAGAAAGGCUAUAUGCGAUACUGGUGUUGUUCAGCAUAUCAUUGACUCAAUGAAGCCCUGGAACCCGGAAACAACUGUUCUAGGGAACAAGACUUGCAUUACCGAAUUGGAAGGGAAUACAACGCCAGUUAUACUCGCAGCUUGUGCCGCUGCUAGAUCGUUGACUCGAUCAGUCAGUGUGCUUAGAACCAGCUUGAUUGAUGCCGGCAUUGCUGCGCCAAUAUGCGACUUGGUUAAAUCCAGCAAUAUCGAAAUACAAAUCGCGGCCACAUCAGUAAUGUGCAACUUGGCCCUUGAUUUCAGCCCAAUGAAGGAGGUAUGUAUACUUCUACGUGGGAAACUGCCCCUUUUCAUGAGUGAAUCACUCUUCAGGCUAACCUACGUGCAGGCUCUUCUUGAGGCAAACAUGGUCCCGCUAUUGUGCGAAAAUUCCCAUUCACCAAAUGCAAACCUUAGAAUAGAAUCCCUCUGGUCUCUCAAACACAUUUCCUAUAAUGUACCAAACAAGAUGAAGAAAGAUAUCCUAGAGGCUCUUGGUAUCGAGUGGAUCAAGCAGGUUCUCUCUCACGACCCUAACGAUCCUGUCAAUGCCAGGAGACGACAGGACGACGUUGCAAGCGAGUUGCCAUCCUCACUCAUAGAGAUGGGCACCUCAAAUUCAUUUGGCGAACAAGUAGAUAUCCUCAACCCCGUGAUACCCAGCGGCCUGGAACCAGAGUCUCCCAUGAUGGACUUCGAUGGCCACAUUCCAGAUAGUUCGAUAGCCUCGAAACCUGCCGUUGAUACUCAAUCCGCCGAGAACGUUCGGAAGCGCAGAUUGGCGCUAAAUGGAGAUUUGGACCAGACCAAGAAACUACGCCAAGACGAUACGCUAGCACAGGAGGAGCUUUUUGACUUGCUUCGAAACAUCAUGUGUGGCCCGGGAGCGCCCGACAUGAUCGACUAUCUCCUCCAGAAGUUCGGCCAGACCGACUUCCUAGAUAUCCUUGCAAGCAAACUCCGUCCUAGACCCCUUCCCACCGCCAAUGCUUCUAUAUCUUCCUUCAAGGACAAAUUAACCACCUCACAACAAAAAUCAAUACUCCACCCUACCGAAAUAAUCCGCGCAGUGACUUACGUCCUGAUCCACAUUGCCGCUGGCGUCUCACGACAUCGCCACCUGCUAGUCUUCCACCAAGACCUGCUCAAACUAACCAUGGCCUUGCUAAGCCACUCGAACUGGCAGAUUCGGGCCAAUUGCGUCUGGAUAGUGAUUAAUCUCACUCUUGAUGAUGACAAGACUGAUAAAACUAGCCGGGUUGAGCGCGCCAUGAGGUUGAAGAGCCUGGGGGUUAUGGAACGUCUGAGCAGUUUGGAAAUUGAUAGCGAAUCUGAUGUUAGAGAACGGACAAAAACGGCUUUGGAUUGGAUGAAGACGCUCUUGGGCCAAUAA